Molecule: messenger RNA, 7262 nt
Organism: Rhipicephalus sanguineus (brown dog tick)
Lineage: Eukaryota; Metazoa; Arthropoda; Arachnida; Ixodida; Ixodidae
Product: zinc finger protein 91
Exons: 7
Coding region: 276-2783 (835 amino acids)
Biological process (GO): regulation of transcription by RNA polymerase II
Cellular component (GO): chromosome
Molecular function (GO): chromatin insulator sequence binding
Source: RefSeq, a predicted model, not a curated record
UUGACGACCGCUGGGGGCCUGUCGGGAAGCCGCUUCUUGCGCUCAGCUGUGUUCUCCCUGCCGGACUUCACGUACGCAGGGGGUGGCAGAAUCGCUUUUUCCUCGAGUGGGCGGCAGGGGUUCUAUCCGGAAAGGAGACGCUCGCUGUAUUCCAGGGAGCGUCGUCUCGCCGGUGGAAAAAAAUGAACUCCAACGUGGCGUACAACGCAGCGCCGGGUACUGCGCAAGCCGGAGUGCGGGACUACCAAGUGGGACCUGGACGAGAAUGACCCAGCAUGGACAAAGGCACUCUGAAUGCAGCUUUCAGCUGCUUAGAGGGCAUUUACACAAACCAGAAUGUGGGCAAGCAUGUGAGCGCCUUGUUGCAAGCUAGUCGAGGCUCAGCCUCCCACUUUUUGCCUCCCUAUCCACUGUUCCCACCUCUUGCACCACCAUUGCCGGCAACUGAUGACUGUGCCAAAAAAGCCCACCCCCCUCAGCAACAGCAACAGCUGCAGCAACCGCAACAGCCACAGCAACAACAGCAACAGCAACAUUCCAGAGUUCCCAGCUCGGGUACUUCAGCAAAGUCUGAACGCAAGGCAAAGCGUGAUCCGGGAGCAUCAGCUAAUGAUGGUUGGGUUCAAGGACAAGAAAAGUUCAGCUGGGAUGGCUCACCAGUGGCUGCCUACAAUCCCGCGACGAAGAUGUUCCGCUGUGUUGCAUGCAACACAUUGGGAUUUCUCUCAAGAAUUGCCGAGCACUACUUGGGAACACAUGUCAAUGCCAAGCAGGUGUUCCAGUGUCCAGAGUGCCCAUACAGCAGCGCUUGGUCACGAUGUGUUCGACUGCACUUGGGCAAGGUACAUGGCAUCCAGAAUGCUCCAGCGUCAUUGUGGCGUGACCAACCUUUGCUCGAUGAAAUCAUGGGGCUGCUGCAGAACCUGAAAAACUUGGCUGAGUCUUCUGGGGGCGCAGGGCUGGCUGCAGCACCUGCCACUCCAGCUGUAGAUAAGCGCUAUGUCUGUCCUCGCUGCCCGUAUGCUACUGACCGCAGAGACCUAUACCACCGACACGAGAACAUCCACAAGGAUGACAAGCCUUUCCACUGUUAUGUUUGUUUCAAGUUGUUCAACCGAGCCGACCACGUCAAGAAGCACUUUCUGCGCAUCCACAAGAACCACCCCUAUGAUAUUGGCCUGAUACGGCGCCAUCCGCCACGCUCAGCAACACACACAAGCCAUGGUCCUUCAGCUAGUGGCCACCAUCACAGCAACAAUGGCCAGUGGACACACCCUGCUGGUGCAGCACGUCUUGCCCAGCCGUCCAACUGUGCUGGUCCAGCUGAUUGUUCCAGGGCUUUGCCUGUGCCUACCAAUGGCUGUCCUGCAGGUGGUGCACAAGCCUGGGGCUUCCAUGCUGGCAAUGUGCCUGCUGUGUGCAGUGGCAGUGGCCCCAAGGCCAUGGGCUGCCCUGCUGCCCUGCCCCAAGAGACAACGGCAAAAGGAAAACGUGGGGGUUCGGGCAAAGCGGCAGCUACUGCCACAAGCGGAACUGCAGCAGCCAAAACAUUUGCCUGUGCCUACUGCCCCUGGCGUGGCGUAGAUGGCUGGUGCUUGCGGCGACAUCUUAACACGCACAUCAAGCCAUUUUCCUGCCCCUUUUGCGAGUACAAGGCAGCCCGGUCAGAGCGCCUGAACACGCAUGUGCUGAAGGUUCACGGGAAGCAUCUGUGCAACAAGUGCCACUUUGCGGGGGAGGACUCUAUUGCUCUGGAGCGCCAUGUCAAAGAGAACCACUUGAGCUCGAGCUUGAACGACAAGUCACGUAUGGGCUGCUCCCUGUAUCCACCGUUUCCUGUACGACCACCACACCCACCAAUUUCGCAGCCAGUGGACAAGUGCAAAAUUGAGCCCUGUGGAUGUUCAGUGCCCAAUGGCACCAGCGCUUGCACUUCCAAUUCAAAACCGCAGGUGGGACCAACUGAGCAGCGAGGGCUAGCAGACUGCGUGUCCCCGGGGCCCGCCCGUAGCCGGGAGAGUGGCUGCAGGGACGACCCCAACAGCCUGGCCACAGUGUUCCCUUACCGCUGCGUUGUGUGUGGAUUCUGCUCCUUUACUCAGGACACAAUGAUUGCACACAUGCGCCUCCACUCGGGUCAGACACUUCGCUGCCGAGCCACGGAUGCAUGCUGUCAGUACAGCACCCCUUUCGAGGAUGUGCUGCGUAAGCAUGUUUCCACAGAGCAUGGUGAUGACGAUGCAGUGGCGCGGUGCCCACACUGUGGGAUGCCAUGCAGUAGUGCCAAGGUGCUGACGCGGCAUGCAGCAGAAAGCCACCACAACCUGGCACUCAAGGCCCGCUGUGCUGACUGUGCAGUGAUGCUGUUGCGCCAUUUUGGACUGGUGGCCGAAGCAGACACUGCUGUCAGGGUCUUAGCAGCACCCGUGCUGCAGGUUCAACGAUUGAAGCAGUCUAGGAAGCAACCCAAACCCCGGAAAGUAGUUGUUUGUUGCUCUGAUCGCUGUGGAAAGUCCCAGCUAGGCUCAACAGCUCCACUACAUCGGCGAAAACGUUGUGCACCAUCACGCGUACCUUUAGGAAAGUCCUCGCUGAGCCUGUCCUGUCACCACUGUAAAUUGGAAGGUGGACUGAGGCGCAAGAAGGCAUUCAGGUGUCACAGUAGUUACCUGGUCCACAUGUACUGGUGCCACUUGAGGGAACGACAUCGAUGCUCCCGGUGUGGGUUGGGGUUUAGGCAUGGCUACCAGUGUUAUCUUCACUCGAAAAAACAGCACAGCUAGCCAAGGCCUUUCUACAGAUGUCUUUAGGUUGUUGUUGUUGUUGUUUCCACCGUGAUAGCAGGAUUCACUGUUAUCAAUAUUAUCCUGAGCCUAGGUACCUGUGCGAAGCACCCAGUGAGUUUGUUUAUCACACCGAGAUUGUGAAGACAAAAUAUAUUGUCCUGAUGAAAGUAACUUGGUUAAAUGGGAAGUUAUUUUGCAGACCUCUUGUUGUGUCUUCAAGCUAAAUGUGCGCUGACCUUGUUUUCCUGACAUAUGUGUGGUUGCCCCACAAUAGUGUGUGGCGCUUUGAACUAUAGCUUUAGUUCAAAGCUGGCUUCUUAAGCUGUGCUCAUUGUACCCUUGGAAGCCAUGGACUGUAAGGUAAACAUGGGCUUUACUUGCAGCAUAAUUGCAGACCAUAUGUGUUCAUGUAGCACGUGAAUAUUUCCUGCGAGAAUUUCAUUUCUUUAACAUAUGACAUCUUGCAUGGAUUAAUAUUGCCAAGCCAGCUUUGCUUGAUGUUUUGGACUCCACUGUUCAGCGUGCAGUGCCCAAGUUACCUUUAUCAGUACAUAUUCUUUGAGGACAAUUCUAGUUGCAGAGCUCUAGCAUUUACUUUGUUAUUUACAUUUGAAGUCAUUUGUGACAAAUUUGUUUUUAUUAGCACUUUUUAUAGGCAAGGUUACCAUAAGGUUGUGUGCAAUUUUCCUUACAAGAAACGUGCUGUGGUAGAGAAAAUACUAGGUUGUUAUUACCAGAUGUUGCUCUCAUUCAUAGAUUUAUAGAUGCUAAAACAGUGAUAUGUCAUAUGCUUUCUCAGCUGUACACAAACUGCCAUUGUACCAAUUACUGAGGAUUGUCCAAACACAAAACAUUCUUGAACACCAUGCUCAUGUACAAAUUGUUAAAAUUUAGCUGGAAGGAAGGGGGGUGAGAGUGCAAUUUAUUCUUGCUAUCUAUAUGUACAGACAGGGCAUAUAUAUGUAUAUAUACACACAAGUUUGUGCGUUACACUGUUUCUGAGUAAUAUUUAAAGCUAUUUGUCAUAACAAACUGCCUUUUUUUGGCAUUGAGUAUCUGAAACUUCUUCUAUCAAGGUAGCCCAUUGGUGACAUUCCAUUUUAUUGCCGAGUAAUCUCCUGGAUAACCUGUUCUGUUGUCAGAAAAAAAAAAUUAUAGUCUUAAAAAAACAAGGGAUUUCCAUGUAGCUGGGUAAUUUUCUCAAAUAAAACUGAAUAUUAAGUAGCAUUAUGUUUCACCAUAGGAUAUACCAUGUGGCUUUGUGGUGCUACAAGUUUCGUUGGUUUGCAUGGUAGAAGAGCGGCAUAUUGGUGAGCUGGGAUGGACAGUUUAGUUCAUAAUAAGGUGUUUUGUGCAUUCUGUGAUUAUGGGUGAUUGAAAUAAAUUUUAUAUUGAUGAAACAUACUGUGCUGGGCAUCCUACCUCACAUAUGUGAUAUGGUAAAUCAGCUGUUGCAUAAUGUUUGCUGAUAAUAAUAUAGAGUUAUCUUUAUUAAGUUUCAGAUUGAAAGCAUUUGUGUUUUAAUGCUAAGGGUUUCUACUGUUCACUCUGAGUUGCUUGACUAUCAUGGUACCAGUUUUCAUAUUCCAUCUUCUUGGUGCUUGAUGAUGUAAUGCCUAGAGGGCAUGCUAAGUCCAGGGUACAUUAACACUAUGUAGGCUGUAGAGUUCAAAUACUUGUCCUUUGAUAUUUGAACCAGAAUAGUCUUUAUCAGGAGGCUUGAAAGGAUGUUAUACUCAAGAUAGCAGAUGCCACUAAAUAGAUUAUCUUAAUAUCAGUCCUGCGGCAUCGGAAUUUUGAAUUAAUGGACAUUUUAAUUUUUAAAUCAAUGGAAUAAAGCUGUGGCAAAGGGUAAAAUUUUGUAUUUUCAUUUUAGAUGCACUUUGCUUUACAUUUAGUCGGAGUACAUUAUUGCUUACUUGACUUAGGCACAUAUACAUGUACAUGGAACUUUCCUGGACUUGUACAACACACAUAUUUAACAAAGAAGCUUUGGUGGCACAGAAAUUGAGUGCUCUUUGAGUGACAAGUGGAGAUUUUGCCGAGUGUUCAUUUACAGAAAGGACUUCAGGUUUAUAAUAUUCAACUUCUUACACCUUGCUUUCUUCUAUCACUGAAGUUUCAGCAUUCACCUUACUUUUGUCCUAACUUUUUUUUUGAGUGUGUGAAUUGGAGUUUUCCUUUAGGUUGGCAAUCAGAUUGCUUAGCCUUAGGUAGCUGUGCUGUUUUUACGAGCUUUCUAGGUGCUGUAUUCGAAAUGUUUUUGUUGGGGCAAACCAUGGGGCUUUCAAAUACUCUGUUGUAAAACCAUCUUGGGAGCAAACUUGUAAGUUUCCCUAGCACAGCCGAAAAAAAAACAUUCAUUCAUGCAUUAGCUGUGCCAUAUAAGACUGUUUUUUGCUCUACUUAAAUACUUUCUGGGAUAUACUUUAUAUGGCAUGGACACAGUGGCUAUUGUUAUGAAUUGCAGACUGACGCCGUAAUCUCCAUGUCACCAUUCCACAAAGGUGUGUUUUGAUAUAGUUUCAUUACUGAACUGUUAAGCAUGCUUUUAUGCUAAAGGUGUAUGUGAGUGUGUGUCCAGGUGUGUGCACGCGUGUGUGUGUUUUUAAUGAGAGAUGCUAUGUGUAUGGUCCGUUGCACAGCUGGGAAAAACAUCUGAAAAGGUGGCACCAGUACAUGUUGUAUACAUGGUAUAAGAGGAAUUGGCCAUUGCCUCUAAGUGGUGAAAGGGCCAACAAAAUUUGUGAGAUACUGAAUAUGUGACUUAGUUUAGGCUGUGUAGGGAAAAGUGUGCACUCGUUUUAGAAUUACGUAUCAGCUUAUUGCUCAAAUUUUAAUCAAAAGAUAUCAUUUUGGUGUGCCGAAUUCUUGAAGCUGGAUGUGUAGGUAAGCUAUUAAAAAUUUCGAACAUGCUGGUUACAGAGUAGCUUUCAUACAAUGGGUUUUCAUGAAUGUCUGUUGUAAGUUGGAUGCAGAAGUUUUGAAAAAUCAAUCAUGAGUAAAGAUAAGACAUUCUAUUAAAAUAUUGCUGUUUACCUUGUGGAUCUACUGAUACAGUCGUGUGAUGUCAGUGCUGUGUACAUUGUCUAACUGUAGCUUCAUUUAUUGACAUGGACAUUCUUUUCGAGAAUUUUAAAGGCUUUCUGGCAGCGUGUAUGAAUUAACUUUGUGAGACCCCCCCCUUUUUUUAUUUGAUUCUGCAUUGAUUCAGUGACCAGUUGGCUAUAGCAUUAUUCAACGUGUUGUACCACAUAUAUUAAGUACCUUAUUUUUAGUUAAGCUCGCUUGUUGUAAUAAAUAAUUUGAUAAUUGGCUUUGUCUGUUAGUUCUCAUUAAUAUUGUGUAUAACAAAGAAAAUGAGCCCUUGAAAUUAACACUUCUUUCCUUCAUUGAUAAUGCCAUGUCAUUUCGUAGGACAUAAGAACUUAGUUUUAUUGACUUUAAGAAAGCAAGAUUUGUGCUGUUUGCAGCCCUGAAUCAGCCUGACUUUCCAAUUAAACAGUGUCUUUUAACUUUUACCUAGUUGCGCAUACACUGCCCUGCAUUCUCAUUUCACUGUGACCUGUUGAUUUGCUGGACAGUCUGUCAAAACUUCUGAAAGACUUGGAUGAUGCCAACAUGAAACGUUGAACUGGCAAGGAUAUUAUGAAUGUUGAGCUAAACGGCAGCAUGCAUUGCACAGUGGUGACAUGCAUUGUGUAAGUGCACAAUUUAUUUGGGUGAAGAAAAUUUUCUUUCAAAAACUUCUUUUAUUGUGUGUUGGCACUUUGGCUACAAGCAUACAUUUUGUGCAAAAUACAGCAGCUCUGCGUUGUGACAGGCAUAUUGCUAAUUCAGUGGUAGUCAAUUUAAUUGCAGAGUAGCAGUUUUGGGCUCAAUGUAUAGUGGUCUCAUUUGGUGGUGCUGUUUUUCAUGCAUAAUAUGAACUAUUUCUUGGCCUGUAUUUUUAUAGGCUGUGCUUGAAUUUAUUGCACACCCUGGUUUGCAGCCUUUGCUCAAGCAAAUACCAUACACUUGUACAUAUGUCUAUGUAUACGUUGGACAAAUUGCUGUGACACCUGAAUACCUAAAUACCGGAACCAUGUGGCAUUCAUCUUCCAAUGAGCGAGCCACUGUAACUCUUCUUGUGGUGUUUUGAUUACUGCUUCAAAAUGUGCAUGCAACAAUCAUACUUGUAUGUCAAAAAAUUGCGUAGCGUCCAUAGUCUGUAGAAAAGUCUCAUUUCUCACAAUAUUCUUUGUUGUUUACUCUCAUCAGCAUAACGCACGCGUGUACUUGGUUGUUGCGAGAUCUGUAAGGUUCUCUGUGCUGUCAGCCUCGAUUGUUUUUCAUUUUGCUCCACACUCCUCAUUUUACUCAGCAUUGGAUUUAUGGUUGUGUAUGAUCCAUCAUACCAGUGUUUUCUAUUUCCAAAACUCUGUUUCACACAUUUCAGAUGGAGUCAAAUAAAAAAAAUGCUUGGUUUUGUUUUUU